GCGAGCAGGGCGGGCGGGCUCCGAGGGGACCGGCCCGGGGAGGGCGGCCGAGGCGCAGAGGGAGCGGGGCAGCCCCCGCGCUGCAGCGGGCGGCGUCGAGCCGGCGGCCCCUUCCCUGCCCGCGCUCUCGCACCGGCUCUCCGCGCCCAGGGCGCACGGCGGGGAGGUCGCGGUGCCCCGCGCGCGGCCGCCAUGGAGCCGCUUCCCUCCACCGACGCCGCGCUGCAGCCCGCGCUCCUCGCCAACGCGUCGGACGCCUUCCCCAGCGCCUUCCCCAGCGCCGGCUCCAAUGCGUCGGGGCCGCAGGGCGCACGGAGCGCCUCGUCCCUCGCCCUGGCCAUCGCCAUCACCGCGCUCUACUCGGCGGUGUGUGCCGUGGGGCUGCUGGGCAACGUGCUGGUCAUGUUCGGCAUUGUCCGGUACACUAAGAUGAAGACAGCCACCAAUAUCUACAUCUUCAAUCUGGCCCUGGCCGAUGCAUUAGCCACCAGCACACUCCCUUUCCAAAGUGCCAAGUACCUGAUGCAGACGUGGCCUUUCGGGGAAUUUCUCUGCAAGGCUGUGCUUUCCAUUGACUACUACAACAUGUUCACCAGCAUCUUCACGCUCACCAUGAUGAGUGUUGACCGCUACAUUGCUGUCUGCCACCCAGUCAAGGCCCUAGACUUCCGCACCCCCGCCAAGGCCAAGCUGAUCAAUAUCUGCAUCUGGGUCCUGGCCUCAGGGGUUGGAGUACCCAUCAUGGUCAUGGCUGUGACCCGACACCGAGACGGCGCGGUGGUGUGCACGCUCCAGUUCCCCAGUCCCAGCUGGUACUGGGACACGGUCACCAAGAUCUGUGUGUUCCUCUUCGCCUUCGUGGUGCCCAUCCUCAUCAUCAGCGUGUGCUACGGCCUCAUGCUGCUGCGCCUGCGCACCGUGCGCCUGCUGUCGGGCUCCAAGGAGAAGGACCGCAGCCUGCGGCGCAUCACGCGCAUGGUGCUGGUGGUCGUGGGCGCCUUCGUGGUGUGCUGGGCACCCAUCCACAUCUUCGUCAUCGUCUGGACGCUGGUGGAUAUCGACCGCCACGACCCGCUGGUGGUGGCCGCGCUGCACCUGUGCAUCGCGCUCGGCUACGCCAACAGCAGCCUCAAUCCCGUGCUCUACGCCUUCCUCGACGAGAACUUCAAGCGCUGCUUCCGCCAGCUCUGCCGCCUGCCCUGCGGCCGCGCGCAACCCGGCAGCUUCAGCCGCGCGCGCGAAGCCACGGCCCGGGAGCGCGUCACCGCCUGCAGCCCGUCCGACGGCCCCGGCGGCGGCGCGGCGGCCUGAGAGCGCACAGCCGCCGGGUCCAGCAGCCUGGGGCCGCGGACGGGGCGGGGCCAAUGACGAAAGGGGCGGGUCUAGUGGGGGCGAGGCCAAUGGCGGGGCGGACUGAGGGGGGCGGGGCCACGAAGGAGGGUCAGAUCUGAGAUGUCCCUGUAGGACCCUGCAGACGCACAGACCUCCUCGUCCUCCUGGUCUGGAAGCGGGCCAGACACUGGGCCAUACCUCUGGGCCAAGGGCACUGUCCGAGACUUUAGGUGGUCCGAACAGGUGUGACUCCUGUAGGGCGCGAGGGUGGGGCCUCCACCUAGACCCCGCUAAGUGGCCUCCACGAGGUGGGGGAGCCCCCACCCAGACCCAGCUCUACCCUCGAGCCUAGCUGGAGCCGGCUGCAGGACUGGGGUCCAACCUGAGUGCUGGCACCACGACGACAGCUUGGCACACAGGUAGCUGGGGAGAGGUUUAGAAAUUGAGCUGCAAGGGACUGGAGCAAUAGCACAGCGGGUAGGGCGUUUGCCUUGCACGCAGCGGACCUGGGUUCGAUUCCCAGCAUCUCAUAUGGUCCCCUGAGCACCGCCAGGAGUAAUUCCUGAGUGCAGAGCCAGGAGUAACUCUUGUGCAUUGCCGGGUGUGACCCAAAAACAAAAAAAGAAAAACAAAAACGAAAUUGAGCUACAAGAUUGGGCCUCUGUAGGGGUGGGUAGGUGGGGGGGGAGGGGGCGGGCACUGCUUCCUGGACAGGAUCAAAAGGACAGCCAGGCCCGAAGAGAAAGAAGAGCUGGUAGGGUGCUCGCCUUGCAUACGGCCCACCCAAGUUCGAUCCCUCGCAUCCGUAUGGUCGUCUCCCAAGUACCGCCGGAAGUGAUUGCUUAGUGCAGGGCCAGGAGUUACCCUGGAGCAUCGCUGGGUAUGGGCCAGAAAAUCAAAACAAAACAAUAAAGAACAGUUGGCUGGAAAGAUGGUACAACGGAUAGAGCGCUUGCCUUGCACACUACUGGCUGAGGCUAGAUCUCCAACCCCACAUAUGGUCCCCUGAGCCCUCCAGGAGUAAUCCCUGAGCACUGCCGGGUGAGACCAAAAAGAAAACAUUAAAAACCAAAUAAAAGAUCCAAAGUACA
Sorex araneus (European shrew) is the source of this 2423-nucleotide messenger RNA. It is a transcript of the gene OPRD1, whose product is annotated as opioid receptor delta 1. The transcript is spliced from 3 exons. Gene Ontology annotation, cellular component: neuron projection; membrane. The record is from RefSeq and is a predicted model, not a curated record. Gene Ontology annotation, molecular function: neuropeptide binding; G protein-coupled enkephalin receptor activity. NCBI's taxonomy places the organism in Eukaryota, Metazoa, Chordata, Mammalia, Eulipotyphla, Soricidae. Gene Ontology annotation, biological process: G protein-coupled opioid receptor signaling pathway; neuropeptide signaling pathway. The coding region runs from base 193 to 1311 and encodes 372 amino acids.